GCCGGAAGUGGCUGCGGGAGCCGCAGGGUGUGUAUGUGUGGUGAUCGCGAAGCGGGCUGCCGCCGCGCUCCAAGCCUCUCGAUCUGCCGGGCCCGAGCCUGCGAGCUCCGAGACCGUCCCCGCCUCCUUCGUGCUUCCCGCGCCAGGAUUAACCAUGGAUAAAAGUGAGCUGGUGCAGAAGGCCAAACUAGCUGAGCAAGCAGAGCGCUAUGAUGACAUGGCUGCUGCCAUGAAGGCUGUCACUGAGCAAGGGCAUGAGCUGUCCAAUGAAGAAAGGAAUUUACUCUCUGUUGCCUAUAAGAAUGUGGUUGGUGCCCGUCGUUCCUCCUGGCGUGUCAUUUCCAGCAUUGAACAGAAAACGGAGCGGAAUGAGAAGAAACAGCAGAUGGGAAGAGAAUAUCGUGAGAAGAUUGAGGCUGAACUACAGGACAUCUGCAACGAUGUUCUGGAACUUCUGGAUAAGUACCUUAUUGUUAAUGCCACACAACCAGAAAGCAAGGUUUUCUAUUUGAAAAUGAAAGGAGAUUACUACAGAUACCUUUCUGAGGUGGCAUCUGGAGAUAAUAAGCAAACAACAGUAGCAAAUUCUCAGCAGGCGUAUCAAGAAGCAUUUGAAAUCAGCAAGAAAGAGAUGCAGCCAACACACCCAAUCCGACUUGGUCUGGCACUCAAUUUCUCUGUGUUCUACUAUGAGAUACUAAACUCGCCAGAGAAAGCCUGUAGUCUGGCAAAGACAGCAUUUGAUGAAGCGAUAGCUGAACUGGAUACGCUGAAUGAAGAAUCUUACAAAGAUAGCACUCUGAUUAUGCAGCUACUUAGAGACAACCUUACUCUAUGGACAUCGGAAAACCAGGGAGAUGAAGGGGAAGCUGGGGAGGGCGAGAACUAAUGGCUGUCUCGCUUCACUAUAUGUUCAAUGUCACUCUGUAUCCUACACAUUAUAUCCCUUUGUGCGACAAGCAAAAAGAAUAGUACAUCGACUUCACAACCUCAACGUAGCAAACUGUCUGUGGGGUAAAAAACAAUUGGUUGGUGUUCUGUGUACGUAAAAUGGAGAUAAGUUGAGCAAUGGCAUUCUGAACCUUUCCUAUUAUGAACACUUGCAGUUAUGAUUACCGUGUUUAUAUUUUUUUAACUGAACACUGUGAUUAUGGGUUUUUGCAAUUACAGUUGACUUUACAAAAUGUGCAAUGGUGGAAGAGUAGAUAAGAAUCAUGUAAUUCCUUGGAAAGAUUAUAAUCUGGCAUCAAAAGAGCUGAAGUACAAUUCUGUUGUAAAGGUGUACAGAAAAUUAUAGAGAUUAUAUUGUGACACUGCAACAUGGAAGGAAAAAAACAAUGUUGGGUGGCAUUCCAGUUCAGUAGCUCACUGCUGUGAAUUUAAUGGGCACAUUCAUUCAGACAUUUUUUGUUAUGAAAUACUGAUGCUGGACACACUGCUUUUCAGCCAAAUGCUCAUGUAAAUGUAAACCUUUUCUGAGGCUUCAAUAUAAGAUAUGGGGAAAUUACAGCCAAACUUCCAGACUCUUUACAGUGGCAGAAAAACUGGGACUUCGUCUCUGGACAAAUAGUCCAGUGCUCUUACCAUGUAGAUUAAGUCCCAUCCCACAGCAAUAAGUUACAUAUUUACAGUGUGGACUAUUCUAAGUAGUGAAUUUUUAGUGCGCUACCAUGGAAUUUCAACAGGAUGUUUCUAUUUUUUAUGGCCUUAUUAGUUUGCUGGAUAGUCAUGCUAUAUAGAACUCAUUUCCCACUUUAAAAAUAUCAAACCCUCCUCCACACACACACCCCUCAGAGUGGGCCUGUACCUUUUUAAUAAUUUGGCUGAGCUGUUCUUCUGCAUGCAAUGUGUACUUCUCCCUCCCACCCCACCCCCUGCUUCAAUUAGUCUGGGCUUCUUCGUGAAUGGUGUUAGUCUGUGGUGGUGGAAGAGGUUUAAGUAUAUGGAGGACGUCUGUUUUAGAUGCUAUAGAGCUGCUGAUAUCGCUGUAGUUCUCAGCUCUCAGUAUCUGUUGAUCCUAGGUUACUAUCAAGGUCUGGCUCAUAUUCAAGAUUCCCUAAAUUUGCCUUAGGAAUACAGACCGUACACAUUUGUGUUGCUUGUUAGAUUGAAGUACUAAAAUUCUGAAUGUCCAAUCAGAUAUUAGAAUUCAAUAGGAGUUGCAUGAAUAAUGCAGUGGAAGAAUGGGAAUACUCACCCUAUUGGUCUUUCAAUCUCAUUCCUCUACCUAUUACAUUCCACUUUAGCACAUAGAAUCCAUCUGUUUGUCUGUCCAUCUGUCUGCUGAAGAGAGAAAUUCAUGCACUGACUCAAAAUUUCCCCUCUUAGCUGAACAAAUUGUGCAGUUAUACUUGGCGCUUGAUAAAUGCAGUAGUGAAUGUGGAACCGAGCCUGUCUGUAUAUCUGGUAGCUCUUUUUGCUUUGUUUCUACUGACCAGUAUUUUGCCUAAAGUUUGCUUCUGUGACGGUUGUAUUGCCUAGCACACACGUGGUUGUGAGAAUAGUAUAGCAAAAAGAAAUACCUGGUUAUCGAUGUACUAGAUUCGUGUAUGUCUUUUAAACAGUUCUAGUUUCACCUUACACAAUCAGGAAAGUGUAAAAGAAUUCAGACAAUAAUAAAAAAUUUUAUCAGUU
Molecule: messenger RNA, 2634 nt
Organism: Eublepharis macularius
Lineage: Eukaryota; Metazoa; Chordata; Lepidosauria; Squamata; Eublepharidae
Gene: YWHAB
Product: tyrosine 3-monooxygenase/tryptophan 5-monooxygenase activation protein beta
Exons: 6
Coding region: 155-889 (244 amino acids)
Biological process (GO): signal transduction
Cellular component (GO): cytoplasm
Source: RefSeq, a predicted model, not a curated record